AGUUUACGCGUCAACGGCCCUUCAAUAUCGUUCUUCGAUAAUUUCCUUGCCUGAGCCAUCUUCCAGAAUAACAGAAAGAUGGAAGAACAUUGCAGUUGGAGGUUGGUUUGCAAAACAGAGCUCAUUUCUCGGUCUACAAGACGAAGACCUUCUCAGUAAAGGUGGCAACGAGCUCAAACCUAUGGAUGAAAGGAAAGAAACUAACACGAAGGAUUGGAUUUGCAAAGGAAAGCAGGGUAUAGUUUUCGUAACGAAAAAUUCAAGCAUCAUCACAGUGCAGGUCGGCAGCAAAGUACUACUUCCGUGUACUAUCAAGAACCUGUGUGAUGGAACGGUUUCAUGGGUAAGAAGGAAAGAUUACCAUCUCCUUACAGUCGGAUUGGCCCCUUACGCCGGAGAUGAUAGAUUUCACUCUGCCCACCCAUUCAACUCAGAUGAUUGGUCUCUACAGAUUAAGUUCGUCGAACUUAGGGAUGCCGGCUUGUACGAAUGCCAGGUUACUUCGCAUCCUCCAUCGAGCAUUUUUAUUCAUCUGAGAGUUGUUGGCUGGGAUUUUGAACUGUUAGUUGCAAAAGUAGAAACUCGUAAAAUUAAGAUAGAUUAUAUCAUUUUACCCUAA
Molecule: messenger RNA, 619 nt
Organism: Cimex lectularius (bed bug)
Lineage: Eukaryota; Metazoa; Arthropoda; Insecta; Hemiptera; Cimicidae
Exons: 5
Coding region: 182-619 (145 amino acids)
Biological process (GO): synapse organization
Cellular component (GO): neuron projection membrane
Source: RefSeq, a predicted model, not a curated record